This is a messenger RNA of Thecamonas trahens ATCC 50062, 876 nucleotides long. RefSeq lists its product as uncharacterized. NCBI's taxonomy places the organism in Eukaryota, Apusomonadida, Apusomonadidae. The transcript is spliced from 3 exons. The record is from RefSeq and is a predicted model, not a curated record. Bases 22 to 876 code for a protein of 284 amino acids.
CUCAGUUCCACUCUCCUUCUCAUGGCCGACGCCGCAGCUGGGUUCGGCGCUGCCUCGCUGCGGUAUGAGGAGGCGCUGCAGCGGCAGGUGCGGCAGCUGCGUGCGUCGGCCGCCGAGGACGCUGCCGUGGCCGUCGCCGAGGCUGCCGACGCCGAGCAUCGAGCGCUGCAAGAGGCGCUCGACGCGGCGCUGAGCAAGGUCAGCUCGCUUAAGGCGCGCAACCGCGAGCUGGAGGCCGAGGCGGCGCGAAUGCCGUCGCUCGAGGCACGUCUGCGCGAAGCCUGGGAGCGCAUCGCCGGCCUGGAGGCCGCUCUCGAUGCACAGCCCGACUCUUCUGCUGGCUUUAUCCCCCACCUGCUCCCGCCUACGCUGCUCCACCCUCUGGCGCAUUCGAUGCCGCUGGCACAGAGCCCGGCCUGCCACAAGCCGUGGCCGCGCGAUCAGGUCUCACAGCCGGGGCUCAGCCCCGUCGUCCAUGCCCACGGGCACACUCGCCGACCGAGGCAAAGUCCCGGCCUCGGCUCUGGGCAGCUUGUUGCCCAGCAGCAGGUCAACGCGCUGGAGGAGCUGCUAGAGGCCUCGCUUCAGCAGUAUGAGGCUGCAGCGGCCGAGGCAGCGACGCUGCGGGCGAGCAUCAACAGCGCUGCUGCCGCUGAGCGGCGGGGAGCAGCACAAGCGGCGGGGCAGCGGGAGCAGCGACCACCAGCGAAGCGGCAAGCGGACAAGUUGCGGGCCGAGCUCGUCCUAGCACGGCGUGAGCUGGCCAAGAGCGCGGCCGAGGCCCGCGAGGCGCUCGCCGGGCGCGACGCUGCCAUUGCCGAGCUGCGGGCCAAGCUCGACAUGCAGUUGCGCGCGUCGCAGCGGGCUCAUCAAUAA